Molecule: messenger RNA, 903 nt
Organism: Arachis stenosperma
Lineage: Eukaryota; Viridiplantae; Streptophyta; Magnoliopsida; Fabales; Fabaceae
Exons: 3
Coding region: 1-903 (300 amino acids)
Source: RefSeq, a predicted model, not a curated record
AUGCAAGGCUUUGGUGAACCUGAUCGAGUAGAGAAUAUAAUGUGUGACGAUGACUUUGACCAGGAGCCUGUUGAUAUCAUCGGGGACAGCGACGAUGACGCAGGUGCCAAUCCACAUGCGCAGCAUGGGCCUUCAAGUUCUGCUUCUCAAGUCAUCGAAUCAGAUCAUCUGAAGUAUCAUGGAAAAUGCAAGCAAUUCGGCAAGGGUUGUACUUGGUUGAUUCGCGUUGCACUGUGUGCACGAAAGGGCACUUGGGAGGUUAGGAGGUACAACGGGCCACACACAUGCUUGGCAACCUCUAUUUCCAGUAAUCACCGUCAGUUGGAUUACCACGUUAUCUGUGCAAGGAUUCUUCCGUUGGUUAGGGCAGAUGCUGCGGUUACGGUAAAGGUAUUGCAACAAGCUACAGAAGCCGAUUACGGUUUCAGGCCUAGUUACAGAAAGGUUUGGAUGGCCAAGCAGAAGGCAGUGGCACAAAUAUAUGGAGAUUGGGAAGAGUCGUAUGCAGAAUUGCCACGUUGGAUGCUAGAAGUACAGUCAACAAUGGCCGGAACAAUAACCGUGUUGAAGACCUCUCCUAUUCGGCUUCGUGGUGAGGUUGAUGAGUCGACGGUGUACUUUACCGACUAUUCUGAACAUUCCCACCCUGUAUCGAGGCAUUCCGUCAUUUAUGGAGGGGCGCUGCUGUUGGCGAUAGCGCAGGAUGGGAACUCGAACAUCCUCCCGAUAGCAUUCGCCCUUGUGGAAGGAAAAAAUGCAGAGUCGUGGUCAUUUUUCUUGUCCAACCUACGAGAGCAUGUGACUCCUCAGGAGGGUAUCCUUGUUAUCUCUGACAGGCAUAAUAUGAUCAAGGCAGCGCUUGAGGCACCUGAGACUGGGUGGCUGCCUCCACGUGCUUUCUGA